Helianthus annuus (common sunflower) is the source of this 1351-nucleotide messenger RNA. Its product is annotated as probable glucan endo-1,3-beta-glucosidase A6. Gene Ontology annotation, molecular function: hydrolase activity, hydrolyzing O-glycosyl compounds. The record is from RefSeq and is a predicted model, not a curated record. Gene Ontology annotation, biological process: carbohydrate metabolic process. Gene Ontology annotation, cellular component: plasma membrane. The transcript has 2 exons. Lineage: Eukaryota; Viridiplantae; Streptophyta; Magnoliopsida; Asterales; Asteraceae. The coding region runs from base 106 to 1200 and encodes 364 amino acids.
AUACAAAUAUUAUAAUAUAUUAUACUAUAUAUACACACACAUCUCCUCUUCACAAAUCAUACUCAUCAAUAAAACAGUAUCAUUUCUUAGCAUUUUUUUUAUCAUAUGGAGAAUAAAAAGUUCCCCAAAAUGGCUCUUUUUUUCCUCUCUUUCUUGUAUCUCAUUGCUUUCUCAGGGGCGGUUGCAUCGAAUGGGAUCGGUAUAAGCUAUGGGCGGCUAGGAAACAACCUUCCGUCUCCAGCGCUAUCAAUCGAACUCUUGCAAAACAUGAGUGUGAGUCGAGUCAAACUUUACGACGCUGACCAUGAAAUACUCCACCUUCUAUCAGGAAAGAAUAUUGACGUUGCGAUCACUAUCGCAAAUGAUGAAAUCUCGGCAAUCGCUGCAAACCAACACCUUGCAGACCAAUGGGUGUAUGAACAUGUCCUAGCCCACUAUCCCAACACUAGAAUUCGGUUCGUGCUCGUUGGGCAUGAAGUUUUCAGCACCAUUGGCACGGAACAAGAUAUGCAAAUAGCGCGCGAUCUUCUACCUGCCAUUAGACGGAUUAAAAACACCAUAAAAGCACAAGGGAUUCACAACAUCAAAGUAGCAACACCUCUUGCAAUGGACAUGAUGUCAAUAACAUUUCCACCUUCAAACGGAAGCUUUAAGCCCGAGAUAGUCGACCUCAUGGCCCCAUUGCUAAAAUACAUAAACGCGACAAAAUCUUAUCUCUUUGUAGAUGUUUACCCUUACUUCGCAUGGUUCGAAAAUCAAGCCAUGAAUCAAACUAGCAUAAACCUUGAUUAUGCUUUACUUAGAAGUGUAAAUGUAACCUACACUGACCCACAAACCGGGUUCAUGUACACGAACCUCCUAGACCAAAUGCUUGACUCAGUGGUCUAUGCAAUGGCUAAACUUGGAUAUAAUGAUGUGCAACUUGCUAUUUCAGAAACAGGCUGGCCACACGCAGGCGAGUCGGGUGCAAGCCCAGAAAAUGCAGCUGAGUACAACAACAAUCUCGUACGAAAGAUGACUGCGGUCCCAAGUGUUGGAACUCCAGCCCGGCCCGGGGAGGUUAUACCAACUUUUAUAUUCUCGUUGUAUGAUGAGGAUCAAAAAUAUGGGCCGGCUACUGAAAGACACUGGGGCUUGUUAAAUCCUGAUGGGAGUCCUGUUUAUCAUGUGAAUAUAACUGGGAAGGGUGCAUCUGAUUAGAUAUCAACUUCAUUCAUCGAUGAAAUAAUUCAUAGUAAUCAAGGCUAGCUAUAGAAGUAGUGCAUUAAUCUUCAUAUGUUGUAACACUUUUGUAAUAUUGUUGCAUUGGUUUAACAUUUAUAAAUUUAUACAUUAGUGCAUUAGUUUUGAA